CUCCAGACAGUGGAGAUCAUUUCUACAACUGGAGAACAUGAGACUUUGUAUAGCAGUCUUUGUGCUUUUGGUGGCUGUUCAUUGUGAGGAGCUCUUUAAUGGAGAUCAAGUUCUCAGAAUCCAUGCAGAAUCUAAAGACCACAUCCAAGUCUUGAAGGAGCUGGAGAAGGAUUCAGGGCUGGAUUUCUGGACUCAUGGCUUCUCUACUGAACGUCCUGUUGAUGUCCGUGUGCCUCAUGCCAGUCUGUAUGCCGUCAAAGAUUUCCUGAAGGAAAACAACAUCUCUUUCUCUGUCAUGAUCAACAAUGUUCAGGAGCUUUUGGACAGGGAGAGAGCAGAGAUGGUUAGUAACACGGAGAUGGAGCGCAACACCAAGAGCUUCAACUUUGCUGCUUAUCAUGAUCUGGAUACUAUUUACAGUUUUAUGGACACCCUUGUUGCGAGUCACUCUAAUCUGAUCUCGAAAGUGAAGAUUGGCAGCACCUAUGAGAACCGUCCCAUGUAUGUCCUGAAGUUCAGCACUGGUGGAGAGAAUAAACCUGCGAUCUGGAUUGAUGCUGGGAUUCAUGCCAGAGAGUGGGUUUCUCAUGCAUCUGCUGUGUGGAUCGCUGACAGGAUUGCCACAGACUUUAAGGAAAACCGUGCUCUUGCUCGCAAUGUCCUUAGUAAAAUGGACAUUUACUUGAUGAUUGUGGCCAAUCCUGAUGGAUACGUCUUCUCCCACCUCACCGUCCGGCCGUUUCACCGUUUGUGGCGUAAGAGCCGGUCUGUGACCUCUAACCCAAACUGCCCUGGUGUCGACCUCAACAGAAACUUUGAUGCUGAAUUUAGUGGUCCUGGAGCCAGUGAUGACCCAUGUGCUGAAGACUAUCGCGGCCCUUCUGCUCAUUCAGAGAUUGAAGUGACGAACAUUGCGGAUUUCAUUUUGAGCCACGGCAACUUCAAAUCCUUCAUGACCCUCCAUGCUUAUUCUCAGCUUCUAAUGUAUCCCUACGGCUACACCGGCUCAAAUGCUCCUGACCAGCCUGACCUUCAUGAUGUGGCCACUCAGGCGAACAAAGCCCUCAAUUCUUGGCAUGGCACCAUUUAUAAAGUUGGAAGCAUCUUCCACACUAUUGAGCAAGCUAGUGGUGCAAGUGUGGACUGGGCUUACCAACAUGGCAUCAAAUAUUGCUUCGCUUUUGAGCUGCGUGACACUGGUGAAUAUGGAUUCCUCCUGCCCGCUGACCAGAUCGUUUCCACUGCAAGGGAGACAUGGUUUGCUCUCAGAUACAUAAUGCAAUAUGUUUCUGAUCAUCCUUAUUGAGAUAAAGCUACAAUAAAGUUUCCAUAGAGAUAAAACUGAA
Messenger RNA from Danio rerio (zebrafish), 1346 nucleotides. RefSeq names its product carboxypeptidase A2 (pancreatic) (gene cpa2). Gene Ontology annotation, molecular function: carboxypeptidase activity; zinc ion binding; metallocarboxypeptidase activity. NCBI's taxonomy places the organism in Eukaryota, Metazoa, Chordata, Actinopteri, Cypriniformes, Danionidae. Gene Ontology annotation, biological process: proteolysis. The record is from RefSeq and is marked validated. Gene Ontology annotation, cellular component: extracellular region.